Molecule: messenger RNA, 918 nt
Organism: Trichoplax adhaerens
Lineage: Eukaryota; Metazoa; Placozoa; Uniplacotomia; Trichoplacea; Trichoplacidae
Exons: 7
Coding region: 1-918 (305 amino acids)
Cellular component (GO): membrane
Source: RefSeq, a predicted model, not a curated record
AUGGAGUUACUUGAAUUUGCAUCUAAUAGGCAAUUUUUAUUGUUAUUAGUUGAAAGGAUAAUAUAUGUUAUUUUUCUAUCGAACUAUUUAUCAAUUCGAUAUGAAGAUAAGCAGAAUUUAAAGAAUAGUCUAAUAUGGAAGAGAAAAUAUAUCUUUUGCCCAUCUCGAUAUCUGUCGUUACUUUUGUAUAGCCUGCCUUCAGAUUUUGACAAAAGUAUACUAAGUGAAGUUAGUGAAUGUAAUGGAUCGGUGUGGAAUCUAUUCAAACUUGCUUAUCAACGGGGACAUAAUUUAUCAAUUAAAUGUCAUGGGCCGCACUCACUAAAUGGAAUUAGUUUGAAUAACAAUUUCAUCAAUAAAGAUGUAUAUAGGAAAGCAGAUGAAGUAGACUAUAGGGCUUCAAAACGUCAUAGCAGAUCAGCUAAUACGAAGAGACCCGUUGAUCCAACAUGCUAUUUUGGGAAUGGCAGCCUUUAUCAAGGCGUUAUUAAUGUUACUAUUGAUGGAGAAAAAUGUCUGCCUUGGCAUAUUGCUAAUAGAACUAGCUAUCGGCGAAGCAAUAGUUUUUUCGGCCAAGAUAAUUUCUGCCGUAAUCCGAAUGGUGAACGUACUUCACCUUGGUGUUAUGUUAGAAAUACUACAACAAGUGGAAUUGGCUGGGCUUACUGUCCUAUUCCAAAAUGUUUACAGGGUCAACCUACUCUGUCGACUUUAUUGCAGCCAGAAAUUAAAUCUCAGACGAGAGUUCGAUUAUCUGGGAAUAAUUCUAAUCGUGGAAUCGGCCGUGUUGACAUCCAGUUUAAUAGCACUUGGGGCUCUAUUUGUGCUCAUGGCUGGACGUUUUCUGAAUCAUCGGUUGUUUGCCGUCAAUUGGGAUAUAUUGCAGCAUUACCGGUUGAAGGUGAUGAUCAUUUUUAA